ACUGCAGAGACACUGAUGCAGAGCUACAUUUCUACAAACCCGAUGAAGAAACAAACUCAUCCUGAUCUCUGAUGACCUGAGGAUGAACACAUUUUCAUCAAGUGUCCAUUUUGUGUGAACUAUCCCUUUAAGGACACAGAAAAUGUUGUUGUAGACUUUGGUUUCUGUCCGUACGGUUAAUAAUUUGUGUCAUAGUACACUAAGAGUGAAGUUACAGCAGUCAUUUUCACACACUUGUCUGCAGAGUCUCAGCAAAGUUCAUUUUAAUUCCAUCUGGAAAGAUCAGACUACAUCUGAAAUGAGUUUCCAGGUCUGGAUUUUAGAAAGACGAAAGGGGACUACAAUAAACGUUUCUGUGGCGAACUCUGAGGAGGAAUUCAAGAACACUACAGUUGAAGAAUUGAAAAGAAAACUCUUUUCUGCAGACAGCAGAUAUAAAGUCUGUGAACUUUACUGCAAUGACGAGCGUCUGUUUCAUGAUCGGACACUUGGCUCUCAUGGCAUUAAACACAGUGAUGUUAUUAUGAUUGCUCCACCGAUGCUUCCACAAAGUCUCUCAUCUAAAGGUGAACGUGAAGGUGAAUUCAUAUCCAGGACAGAAUCUAUGGAGAAAUGAACUCUCAAUAUGUAAAUGAUUCGACUCACACAGCAUGCUGAUGUAUUAAUGACUUUUUAGUUUUAUAUUACAUUGUUCCUUCCCAGUUCAUUGUAAUUGUUUGAGAAAUGUAUGAUUUCUGAGUGAAAUUUGAUCAGUGUGUCCAAAAUGAACAACUCUCUCGUACCAACAGAUUAAUGUUGAGCUAAAUGAUCAUCAGUGAGCUGAAUUACUGGAGAUCCAAGACGUCUGUAGACAAUAUAGACCACUCAACAAAUAAUAUCUUUGAGAUGAUUAUUAUGACUUUAUGAUGAAAGAUUAUGAAGACAAAACAUUCUGACACACCGAUUCUUCUGCUAACAAAGUCUCUUUCUGAAUAAAA
Molecule: messenger RNA, 977 nt
Organism: Carassius gibelio (silver crucian carp)
Lineage: Eukaryota; Metazoa; Chordata; Actinopteri; Cypriniformes; Cyprinidae
Exons: 3
Coding region: 299-616 (105 amino acids)
Source: RefSeq, a predicted model, not a curated record